GCGAUAACAAAGUAUUGCAUACUUUGAAUUUGUCUAAUAAUUAUGUGGAAACAUUGGAUGAAUUCGAGGAGUUGGCAAAUUUGGACGAACUUUCGGUUUUGGAUUUGGCAAAUAAUCAUAUCGACGAUCCGCUUAUUGUGACAGUUUGUGGUGAAAUGAAGAAUUUGCGCGUGUUGAAUCUAAUGGGAAAUCCGGUCAUAAGGAAAAUACCUUCAUAUAGAAAAACCAUGAUUUUAGCAUGCAAAAAUUUGCAUUAUUUGGAUGAUAGGCCUGUUUUUCCAAGAGAUCGGGCUUGCGCUGAAGCUUGGGAACGUGGAGGAUCAGCCGAAGAAUGCGCCGAAAGGAAAAGAUGGAUUGACCGGGAACGGCAACGUAUAAUGAAUAGUGUUAACGCCUUGAUCGAGAUGAGGGAUCGUCGACGUGCUCAACAGCAACCGGAUUCUGGAUUUGGAACUUCUGUUCAUGAUUCUGAAAGUGAAGCAGAGAAUGUGUCCAUGGAAGGUGUCAGAGUUCAAGAUUCUGAAAGUGAAGCAGAUGCUGUAUCUGUAGAAGGUGUCAGAGUUCAAGAUUCUGAAAGUGAAGCAGAUGCUGUGUCUAUAGAAGGUGGCAGAGUUCGUGGUAUUUAUUAUGAAGGAAUAGAAGAUGAGCAACAACAACAAUUGCUUGAACCCAUUGCAAAUAAUAGAAACGAAGAUAGGUCAAGUUCAUCCGCUGAAUCUGUUUCGGAUUCAGAGAGUAGUGAUGAUGAGGACAACUUUAUGAAUGAUAGGCAGACCACUGAGGACUACUCCAAUUAUCGCGAAAAUAUCUUCGAUUUUUCUCCGAGGUCUUCAAGCAAUGCUCCCAGAAAAUUGAUAGAGGAAGUGAUUGUGGAUGCUACCGUCGAAGAGAUUGCAAAUGAAGAAGCGCGUAAAGUUAGAGAAAUUAAGUAUGAUCAGAUGUCUUCGUUUGGUAAAUCGUAUAAAACGGCAGAGAAUAUUGAAGAAGUAAAGCCGAAAUUAAUAGAAACUACGAUUGGUGGAGUUGCACCGGGAAAAUUGGGUGGAGGAUCGGAGUGGACUGUACUUAAAAAUCAAGAAGAAUGUGAAAUGAUAAAUUCAGAAGUAGCGUGUCCUAAUGAAUUACAAUUAGAGAAUUUGAUAAUUCCAACAGAAUCCACAAUUGUAAUAUCUGAGAAAGAUAAAGAAAUGGAUUUGGAAAAUCAGGAGGAAAGUAUUAAAUCAACAACUAUAUUAAUAGAAACUGAAGAUACUUCAAUCAAAAUCGAUGAAAAAUAUAAUAAGAUUACUUCUAUGGUUGAUCAUGAAAUAGUUACAAAAGAUAGUGAAGAUAUUUUAAUCACAGUAGACAAAAUUAUUACUUUAAAUACAGAAGAUUUUAAUAUUUGCAAGCUAUUGAAGUCAUCAGAAUUAGGUAAUAUAGCACCUGAAGACAAUAGUAAAUAUAACAAGAUUUUCAAAGAUGAAGAUAUUAUGUGUGAAAUUGUAACUAGUGAUGAAUUGAAAGAUGACAAGAAUGAAAAGUCAUCUGUAAAUGCAGAAGCUGUGAAUGAAGAAAUUGAACUAGAUAUAUUGGAUUCAACUGAAUCUAUAGAAGAAGUAAAUAACAAUUUUCAAGAAAUCUUCCAAGAGGAUGAGGAAACAAUACGUGAUGCUUUCAAAGAUUAUGAACUCAAUCUGUAUACAGCAGAAGAAUUUGAAGAAGAUAUUAAAAAAGUGGAAGAAUUCGAUGGAAAAAAACAAAAUAUUGCAGCGGAUGGAAAUGAAGUUGAAUCUGAAUUUGAUGCUUCAUAUAUGUGUGAUAGUCAUGGAAAUAAUAAUUUGGAAAUGAAGGAAAGUCAAGAUCUUGCAUUAAAGGAGCAAACAGUAGGUAGAAAUGAAAAUGAUGAAAAGAGCGAUGACGAAGAAUGCAUUACGAAUCGUAUGGAAUGUGAAAGAAGAUUAUUAGAAUUGCUGAAAGAGCAAGAAGAUGAGUGCGCAUUUUAUCGCAAGUUGGAUCGGGAUUCGCAAAUGGAAGCGCCCGACGUUGUCGUGAAUGACAAUUACGAUGAUGAUGCAAUCAUCGAUUUGGUGGAGAGGCCAAAACGGGAAGAGAUUCGGAAACCCAACGAAGAACAGAUCCGUGGAAGAUGGCGUGAAUUCAGCGAAGAUUUGCGUGAAUUGUUGCAGUGGGAUUUGAAGAGUCUAAAGAAACGUGAAAAUAUAAUUGUUCCUCUGCCAUUGAAGAAUAAAUACGCGAAGAUCGAAGAUGAAGAUGAUGAAGAGGACGAACAAUACGAAAUUGAACAGAAAUAUAGUAAAGUUAGUUUUAGUACGAUUAACUAUGACAAGAUAAAGCACGAGGCUACUAAUAAUAACGCUGAGGUGAUAAUCAGUAAGAUAUCUGGUAUUCGAAGUGAUUUGAAAGGAUUCGUAGAGGAAUUGGAUAAGUUCACCGGGAAAUUUCAUAAGCAAUACGAGAGUCUCGUCGAUAAGUACAACAAGAAUUGGCAGGAGAAUGGAAAAUUGGCGGAGAUUCGUAAAGUUUUGAAUGCGAAUGGAGGGAUGCUCUUGGAUGAGGAUCGAAGAUAUUUGCAGCAAUUGAUUGACUCCAAUAAAAAGAGAAUCAGGGAGGAAGAGGAUGAAGACGUUGAUGAAAAAUACGAGGAAGUGUUUGGAAAACCGGUUACGAAAGCAGAAGUAUCGGAAGGUAGUGGAAAUGAUGUCACUCCUCAAAUUGAUGUCUGUAGUAAUAAUGAAGAUGAAACGGAAGAUGGUUUGGUGAAAACGAACAAAAUUAUUUGUAGUUUGGAAAUGCAAAUGGCGCAAAACGAAUGA
This is a messenger RNA of Nicrophorus vespilloides, 2816 nucleotides long. RefSeq names its product dynein assembly factor 1, axonemal homolog (gene dtr). Gene Ontology annotation, molecular function: protein binding. NCBI's taxonomy places the organism in Eukaryota, Metazoa, Arthropoda, Insecta, Coleoptera, Silphidae. The record is from RefSeq and is a predicted model, not a curated record. The annotation marks the transcript as partial. The transcript has 5 exons.